Cladocopium goreaui is the source of this 1356-nucleotide messenger RNA. Lineage: Eukaryota; Dinophyceae; Suessiales; Symbiodiniaceae. The record is from the annotation of a GenBank genome assembly.
AUGGCCGCCAUGCCGGUCCCGUCGGUUCCGUCGGUUCCAGCGCAGCUGGAGAUUCGGAUUGUAGAGGCGCGCCUCGUUCGUAUUUUUGAUAGCCUCAAGCCCAACCAAGACGUCUUUGUUCAGCUGGUGUGUGGCUAUGAAGAUGGUUCCGAAAAGGUGGUGGGUCGCACAGAGGUCUGUAAAAACGGCAACCUGGCGCCGCGCUGGAAUCAGAGGUUCCUAUGUGGAAGAGAUGCCUCCAAAGGGGGACGCACCUUGAAAUUUAAGGUGCACAUUGAUCACGUUUGGCGCAACCCGGUGCUGUGCGGCGAGGCCGAGUUUGGGCUGGACAACCUUUGGCGUCGGGCCGGCAACGCCGGCAAUGGACGACCACAGGAAGUACCAGUUCCCCUGUUCAAGAAGGGAGAGCAGACAGGACUUUUGAAUAUCAGCAUUGCUUUGCAGGGCCCUGCCGUGGGCGGUCCUCCAGCUGGUGGUGGCUACUCCACUCCCGUGAACCAGAUGAAUCUGGACCCAUACUCGCCACACAGUGGCCCAGGAUAUCCCUGGCUGGAAAGGCCAGCAGAUCCAUCAGAUCCGCGCAUGCCAUCGCCGUAUGGUGGCCCUCAACGAGGUAGCACAGACUUCGCUGCUUCAGUCGGUGUGCAGGGUGCUGAGCAAGCAGCUGAGCAGCCCGGGCAGGUACCUCGCCCUGCGAGCGACAGCAAUGCCCGGAUGCAAGAGCUGCGUCGACGCGAAGAGCAGCUGCGGCAGCAGCAGUGGCAAGAAGAGCAACGGCAACGAGCUGCUCAGGAACAGUACAGACUGCAGGAGCAAAAGCUUCAGGAGCAGAGGGAACAGGAACAAAGGCUACAAGAGCAGAGACUGCAAGAGCAAAGAUUGCAGGAACAACGGAUGCGUGAGCAGCAACUGCAGCCAAGGGAUCUGCGCGAUCAUCCCAAGACGGGCUCAUAUCAGAUGAGAGAUUUGCAUUCCGGAGCACCACUGCCACACUUGCAAUACCCUCAGGACCCGCCCGGCCCCUCAACGCCGCAAGCGCAGCUAGCGCCGCCCAACGGCGACCCAUCUUAUGCAACGCAGCGCUUGGGUCCAGAGACGCCUUCGUCCUUCCCCGCAACGCCACAGCGAUUGGCACCUGCAGGGCAGCCAGCUGAGGUCCGGGGUGUCUCGUGCGGUUGGUGUAAGGAACGCUCACCGAAGGCAAAUCUUCCACUUCCUAGUAGCCCCACUGCUUUGGCACCUGAAGGAAGAUCCCCCACGGCCGAUGUAUCUCCGCCUCCGGCGGACACCGAUCCUGCGGUGGCGGCGGGGCAGUCGGGUCAACAAUGGUGGCACUCCUUCAUCGAACGUGGUUGA